Molecule: messenger RNA, 282 nt
Organism: Blepharisma stoltei
Lineage: Eukaryota; Ciliophora; Heterotrichea; Heterotrichida; Blepharismidae
Source: the annotation of a GenBank genome assembly
AUGGAAUCUCAAUUUGAGGCUGCAGUGAAAAUCGUCAAUGAAUUUGGAGCAAGCGGACAACAACUAACAAAUGACCAAGCUUUAGCUCUCUAUGGACUCUUCAAACAAGCAACAGUCGGCGACGUCAACACCAGCAGACCAGGAAUGUUUGAUCCAAAAGGUAAAGCCAAAUGGGAUGCAUGGAAUGCUAAAAAGAACGUAAGCCAAGCUGAUGCUAGAGCCCAAUAUAUUCAGACUGCUCGCUCAGUUCUCCCUCCUGCCUGGGCUUCCAGAAUUGCGUAA